This is a messenger RNA of Pseudopodoces humilis (Tibetan ground-tit), 2535 nucleotides long. NCBI's taxonomy places the organism in Eukaryota, Metazoa, Chordata, Aves, Passeriformes, Paridae. The record is from RefSeq and is a predicted model, not a curated record.
UGUGACCCUGGCCAGGCCUGGCGCCAUUUUGGAUUUCACGGCGCCAUUUUGGAUUUCACGGCGCCAUUUUGGUUUCUGUGGCGCCAUUUUGGCGCCGUUUUUGAGUGUGACCCUGGCCAGGCCACCAAGUAUCUCUACGAGCUCCUCUACAAUGACCCCAUCAAGAUCAUCCUCAUGCCCGGCUGCAGCAGCGUCUCCACCCUGGUGGCCGAGGCGGCGCGGAUGUGGAACCUCAUCGUGCUUUCCUACGGCUCCAGCUCGCCGGCCCUUUCCAACCGGCAGCGAUUCCCGACGUUUUUCCGGACGCAUCCGUCGGCCACGCUCCACAACCCGACGCGAGUUCAGCUCUUCAAGAAGUGGGGCUGGACCAAGAUCGCCACCAUCCAGCAGACCACGGAGGUCUUCACCUCGACCCUGGAUGACCUCGACCAGCGGGUGAAGGAGGCCGGCUUGGAGAUCACCUUCCGCCAGAGCUUCUUCUCCGACCCGGCCGCGCCCGUCCGGAACCUCAAGCGUCAGGACGCCCGGAUCAUCGUGGGGCUCUUCUACGAGACCGAGGCGAGGAAGGUCUUCUGUGAGGUCUACAAGGAGAAGCUCUACGGCAAGAAGUACGUCUGGUUCCUGAUUGGCUGGUACGCCGACAACUGGUUCCGCAUCAAGGACCCGGCCAUCAACUGCACCGAGGCCGAGAUGGCCGAGGCUGUUGAAGGCCACGUCACCACGGAGAUCGUCAUGCUCAACCCCGAGAACACCCGCAGCAUCUCCAACAUGACGUCCCAAGAGUUCAUCGAGAAGCUCCAGAAGAGGCUGGGGAAGAACCCGGAGGAGACCGGGGGGUUCCAGGAGGCGCCUCUGGCCUACGACGCCAUCUGGGCCUUGGCCUUGGCCCUCAACAAGACGUCCCAAGAGUUGGUCAAGAAGGGUUUGAGGUUGGAGGACUUCAACUACAACAACAAGAACAUCACCGACGAGAUCUACCGGGCCCUCAACUCCUCGGCCUUCGAGGGCGUCUCGGGUCACGUGGUGUUCGACGCCAGCGGUUCCCGCAUGGCCUGGACCCUCAUCGAGCAGCUCCAAGGUGGGGUGUACAAGAAGAUCGGGUACUACGACAGCACCAAGGACAACCUGUCCUGGUACAACAACGACAAAUGGAUUGGGGGGUCCCCUCCGGCCGAUUACACCAAGGUGAUCACAACGUUCCGGUUCCUUUCCCAAAAAUUGUUCAUUUCCGUCUCGGUGUUGGCGUUGUUGGGAAUCGUCCUGGCCGUCGUUUGUUUGGCUUUCAACAUCUACAACGGGCACGUGAGGUACAUCCAGAAUUCCCAGCCCUACCUGAACAACAUGACGGCCGUGGGAUGCACCCUGGCGCUCGCCGCCGUUUUUCCGUUGGGAUUGGACGGGUAUCACAUCGGACCCGGAAUGUUCCCGUUCGUGUGCCAGGCGCGGCUGUGGCUGUUGGGAUUGGGAUUCAGCCUGGCCUACGGCAGCAUGUUCACCAAGAUCUGGUGGGUGCACACCGUGUUCACCAAGAAGGACGACAAGAAGGACAAGAGGAAGAGCCUGGAGCCCUGGAAGCUCUACGCCACCGUGGGGGGUCUGGUGGGAUUGGACGUGGUGACGUUGAGCGUGUGGCAGAUCGUGGAUCCCCUGCACCGAACCAUCGAGGAAUUCACCAAGGAGGAGCCCAAGUCAGACAUGGACGUGUCCAUCCUGCCCCAGCUCGAGCACUGCAGCUCCGCCAAGAUGAACACCUGGCUCGGGAUUUUUUAUGGAUUCAAGGGGUUGUUGCUGUUGUUGGGAAUUUUUUUGGCCUACGAGACCAAAAGCGUUUCCACUGAGAAAAUCAACGACCACCGGGCGGUGGGAAUGGCGAUCUACAACGUGGCGGUGUUGUGCCUGAUCACGGCGCCGGUGACGCUGAUCCUCAGCUCGCAGCAGGACGCCGCCUUCGCCUUCGCUUCCCUCGCCGUCGUCUUCUCGUCCUACAUCACCCUCGUGGUGCUCUUCGUGCCCAAGAUGCGGCGGCUGAUCACGCGCGGGGAGUGGCAGUCGGAGCAGCAGGACACGAUGAAAACCGGAUCCUCCACCAACAACAACGAGGAGGAGAAAUCCCGGCUGCUGGAGAAGGAAAACCGGGAAUUGGAGAAGAUCAUCGCCGAGAAGGAAGAGCGCGUCUCCGAGCUCCGCCAGCAGCUCCAGGCCCGCCAACAACUGCAGCUCCGCUCCCGCCGCCGCCACUCCCGCGAUUCCCAACGCGAUUCCCGCGAUUCCCAACGCGAUUCCCGCGAUUCCCAACGCGAUUCCCGCGAUUCCCGGGAUUCCCAACGCGAUUCCCGGGAUUCCCAACGCGAUUCCCGGGAUUCCUUCCCCCAGCCCAGCCUGGUUCGGUGCCUGGUGUCGGAACAGGCGGAGAAGUUGGGACGCGGCAAUUGCGACGGGAGCCGCGUGCACCUGCUCUACAAGUGAUGGGUUUCCCGGGAAAAACGGGAAUUCUGGCGGGAAAACCGGGAAUUCUGGCGGGAAAACGGGAAUUCU